Carassius gibelio (silver crucian carp) is the source of this 3291-nucleotide messenger RNA. RefSeq names its product prolyl 4-hydroxylase subunit alpha-2-like. Lineage: Eukaryota; Metazoa; Chordata; Actinopteri; Cypriniformes; Cyprinidae. The record is from RefSeq and is a predicted model, not a curated record. Gene Ontology annotation, biological process: peptidyl-proline hydroxylation to 4-hydroxy-L-proline. The transcript has 14 exons. Gene Ontology annotation, molecular function: L-ascorbic acid binding; procollagen-proline 4-dioxygenase activity; iron ion binding. Bases 1373 to 3016 code for a protein of 547 amino acids. Gene Ontology annotation, cellular component: endoplasmic reticulum.
CACACACAUCAGUGUCUAAAUGUAGCUGAAGGCAUGGAUUGUUUUACAAGAGUGCUGUACUGUAGAGUUGUGCUGAUGUUCUGUAAGCAGCAGAUCUUGUUGAGGAGGACAGAAACUUUUCUAGAAGAUGACGUCAUCGCUCAUGAACUCACUUCAGAAACAUUUGGGAGUUUAGAGUUUGUGCUGGUUUGCUCUUAAGGUUUAGUUAGUCUUUUUUAUUCUUGUUAUUACAGUAUGCUAAUGCUGUUUGUCUCAACUUAAAUGAUCUGAUAAAUAUUGCUCUUGAUGUUCUGUGAUUUGGAAGCUGAGCUGGAUUUAACAGACAGAGCAGCACUGGUUUCUGAUUUCAUACACGGAAGAAUCUGCAUUCUUGUCUAAUGAUAACUUCUCCAAUUAAAAUGUGUAAAAGGUCGAUUAGCACAAACAAGAGGAGUGUUGAGUGAAGAGAAACUGAAGAGACCGAACACUGCUGAGUUCAGAUUCCACUGAGUUUAGUUUGAAAGUAGGUGUGAACUCUUGAGGAAGUAUUCAAUGGCUCUGACUGAAUGAUCCAUAAGUUAUCACACCCUCUAUUUCAGUAGUCCAAUUUCAGGUCUAUUGCAAAGAAAGCAGAUUUUAGUAAGAUUUUAUGCAGAAUCUUUGGAACAAGCUACCUUAAUUCACUGAAAAUUCAUUCUGUUUGGAGAUUUGCUAAAGAACUGCGAUGCAUCAGAAAUCAUGUUGGAAUCCGACUGGGACUUCCUGAAUCCGACUCCAGUUGAAUCGUGAGGUCUUUAAAUGCUGGACUGUUGUAAAAGACUUGUGGAUGUGAUUUGUGGUUUCCAUUUUGGGUUCCACCAAUUUCACCCAUGCCCAGUUAAACCAUUCGUUAUGGCAGGUGACACAAUUUUACAUCAAUGACCAGUCAUUAACCAAAAGCUUAGUUAGUUCCCAUCCUCACAUUUGUGGCUGUGACCAAUUCCACUUGCACUUUUGUGACUGAUUUUAAAAUGAGCAGUAGAUACCUACCCUUGAACAUGUAAUCUUAAAAAUUAAUAGAACAUACAUGUUUUUACUAUCACUUUUAAAAGAAAAAGACUGACCUCAAACUUUUGAACGGCAGUGUAUAUUUAUAAGUUGAAUCAGUUUCUAUAUAAAAUAUAUUUUCUUGUCAUACUCUUGUUUUUUGGCCAGCAAUAAAAGCUCUGCAGCUGUUUCUUGACCCACUUCUGGUUAAGCACCACAGAUCUGACUUGGCUCAGUGUUCAGAGUUUGUCCUCAAUGCUCAACACACAUAUGCUCAGUCUUGGUGCAUAAUAAUCUCCCUGAGCAGUCUUCAGUUGAAGACUUUGGUUAAGUUCAUUGGGAUAUAAAGUAUAUCUUCACAUUUAAAAUGUCUGUUUGGUUUCCUUGUAGGUUUUGCUUGACAAUGGCAAUGUUUCUGGUGUUUACUCUGCUGACUCUGUCAUCCUUCUCUUCUCCCACGCGAGCCGAAAUCUUCACGUCAAUUGGCCAAAUGACAGACCUGAUAUUUACAGAGAGGGAGCUCGUCCAAUCGCUGAAAGAGUACAUUGAAGCAGAAGAGAUGAAACUUGAAGCUGUGAAGAGCUGGGCUAAUAAACUGGAUCUGUUGACCCGUGCGUCCACGUUGGACCCUGAGGGCUUCCUGGCUCACCCGGUGAACGCCUACAAGCUGAUGAAGAGACUCAACACCGAGUGGUCCGAGUUAGAGAGUCUGGUGCUGCAGGACCCAUCAGAUGGUUUCGUAUCGAACAUGUCUGUGCACAGACAGUAUUUCCCGGAUGAGGAGGACGAGAAGGGGGCAGCCAAAGCGCUCAUGCGUCUGCAGGACACGUAUAAACUGGACUCUGAGAGUUUCUCCAAAGGCAGACUGCCAGGGGUGCGCUACAGCGUGGAGCUGACCGUGGAGGACUGCUUCGACAUGGGUAAACUGGCCUACAGCGAGAAUGACUAUUAUCACUCCGUGCUGUGGAUGCAGCAGGCGCUCAGACAGAUGGACUCGGGAGAAGACGCCAAGACACCCAAAGCUGAUAUCUUAGAUUAUCUGAGUUACUCCGUCUAUCAGAUGGGAGACCUGCCACGAGCCAUCGAACUCACCCGACGCUUGGUGGACAUCGAUCCCAGCCACCAGAGGGCAGGAGCAAACCUGCGCUACUUCGAGCGGCUGCUGUCUAAAGAGCAGAGGGACCGGGGUCAGAGCCAGCAGGAGCCUGCAGACCAGACGCCCAUUCAGCUGGACACCUAUGAGAGACCCAAAGACCACCUGCCCGAGAGAGAGGUGUACGAGGCCCUCUGCAGGGGAGAGGGAGUCAAAAUGACUCCAAAGAGGCGUAGCCGACUGUUCUGCCGCUAUCAGGACGGGAACAGGAGCCCGCGUCUGCUGCUCAAACCCAUGAAGGAGGAGGACGAGUGGGACAGUCCUCAUAUCGUACGCUUUCUGGACGCCCUCUCUGAUGAAGAGAUCGACAAGAUCAAGGAGCUGGCCAAACCUAAGCUUGCUAGAGCCACAGUGAGAGACCCAAAAACAGGCGUUCUGACGGUCGCCAAUUACAGAGUUUCCAAAAGCGCAUGGUUAGAUGGGGAAGACGAUCCAGUGAUCGCUCGGGUCAAUCAGAGAAUAGAGGACAUCACUGGAUUAACUGUAGACACUGCAGAACUUCUACAGGUGGCUAACUAUGGCGUUGGAGGUCAAUAUGAGCCACAUUAUGAUUUCUCAAGGCGUCCUUUUGACAGCAACCUCAAGGUUGAUGGAAAUAGACUUGCCACCUAUCUGAACUACAUGAGUGAUGUUGAGGCUGGUGGGGCGACCGUUUUCCCUGAUUUUGGAGCCGCUAUUUGGCCUAGAAAGGGAACAGCAGUGUUCUGGUACAAUCUCUUUAAGAGCGGAGAAGGAGACUUCAGAACCAGACACGCGGCCUGUCCUGUUCUAGUGGGCAGUAAAUGGGUUUCAAACAAAUGGAUCCAUGAGAGAGGUCAGGAGUUCAGACGCCCGUGUGGCCUGACUGAAGGGGACUGACCUUGAGCUUGGUUCUAGCCACAGUGCCUCGAGUCUGCAAAUGUAUAUGAGUUCCACUCACUGCUGGGGUUUGAGAGCCAUUCUGUGUGUAGCGGAUUUCUCUUUUAUUUGGAGUGUUUUUAUUUACCCCUUAAUCAACAUUUCUUGGCCGAUUAAACUGCAGUAUCGUGUCAUGUCAGAAAUAUCAUGUUCAUAUAAUGCAUAAAUUAUUGUCCUGUUCUUCAGUGUUUAUUUCAUAUUCUUAUCUGGUUUGCAAUAAAAUGUCUAAAUAUGAA